Molecule: messenger RNA, 2850 nt
Organism: Penicillium nucicola
Lineage: Eukaryota; Fungi; Ascomycota; Eurotiomycetes; Eurotiales; Aspergillaceae
Product: Molybdenum cofactor biosynthesis MoeB
Exons: 6
Coding region: 1-2850 (949 amino acids)
Biological process (GO): cyclic threonylcarbamoyladenosine biosynthetic process
Cellular component (GO): mitochondrial outer membrane
Molecular function (GO): hydrolase activity; tRNA threonylcarbamoyladenosine dehydratase activity; ubiquitin-like modifier activating enzyme activity
Source: RefSeq, a predicted model, not a curated record
AUGACUCCCCCAGCUUCCAGGUGGUGGGAUGCACCCAGCGAUGCCGACCUCGACUAUGGAUUCGAUUCUGACGAACCUGAUACUAGAUACGAGCUUGAUCGCAACACGAACCCUAAAACCCAGACCGAAAUAGAAGAGCCAGAACCCCAGGAUACAGAGGAAAAGGGACUGAUUGGAAAUAUGUCUUCGUGGCUCCAGCGUCAGGCUGGUUCGUCACAUGGCCAGCUUGCGACUACCGCUGUUUUGUCCGGUGCAGCUGUUGCAGGUGCUAUCUUUGGAUACCAAACAUAUAAGCGAAGAGAGGCGGUUCAGGACUUGAAAGCUUCAAUCCCCAAUAUCGAUGAUCUACAUCUCGCUGAAAAGCUUACCGAUUUCGGUGCUGCAGCAUCUGAUAUCCCAUUGAGCAAGGAAGAUGAGCGCAGCGCAGCUUUGGCUCGCAGAGCGCAACAAGGAGACUAUGAUGAUGAUCUUAUUCUUGAACAACUUGCCCGCAAUCGUGUCUUCCUUGGUGACGAAGGUCUCGCCAAGCUUCGAUCCUCAUUUGUCGUCGUCGUUGGAUGUGGUGGUGUCGGCUCCCAUGCCGCUGCCUCGCUCGCUCGAUCGGGUGUUUCCAAGAUCCGACUGAUUGAUUUCGACCAAGUUACUCUUUCUUCGCUGAACAGACAUGCCCUUGCGACAUUGGCCGACGUUGGAACGUCGAAGGUUCACUGUAUUAGGAGACGAUUGGAACAGAUCGCCCCAUGGGUCACUUUCGAUUGCAGGAAUGAACUGUUCGGAAAGUCGGCAGCUGAAGACCUUAUCGGCCCUUGGAUUCUGACAAAGGACGGGGAGGGACGCCGUCCGGACUUUGUGUUGGAUUGUAUUGAUAACAUCACGUCCAAGGUGGACUUGCUACACUACUGCCACACGAACUCUCUGCCCGUGAUCUCAUCCAUGGGCGCUGGUUGCAAGUCUGAUCCGACCCGCGUUGUAGUUGGCGAUAUCUCUCUCAGCACCGAUGACCCUCUAUCUCGCAGCACGCGGCGUAAGCUGAAGGCCCUCGGCGUUACCUCGGGCGUUGCUGCUGUAUUCUCGACCGAGAAGCCGGGCCCCGGCAAGGCGAGCCUGCUUCCUCUUCCUGAAGAGGAAUACAAGAAGGGCCAAGUGGGUGAGCUCGGAGUACUCCCUGACUUCCGAGUUCGCAUUCUCCCGGUUCUGGGUACCAUGCCUGCAGUCUUUGGCUACACAGUAGCCAACCACGUUAUCUGCAGCAUCACUGGCUACCCGCUCGACUACAAUAUGGGCGCCAAGGGGCGUGAAAAGCUCUACGAUGGCAUUCUGGCUGCCAUGCUCGCCUUGCACGAUCGAAUGAUCAAACAUGUUACCAGCGGCGAUACAAUCGGACUUCGUAGCCCUAUCAGCAAGGAUGACAUUGCAUUCCUCGUUGAGGAAGUCUAUCGUGGAAAGAGCGCAGUCAGCGGCCUGCCGAACAGGCUCGUUCUGAUUCCCUGGCAGAACCCUACUCAUGGAUGGAAGAUGGAUUUGAGCCUCGAGCAUGAAGGUCAGAAAUCCAUCCCGAUCGACAUCAACAAUUUAGUCUGCAUGACCAAGGAGGAGGCUUCUCACCACGAGAAGGAGGUCCUCAAGGGUGGCAAGCCCAUAGAAGAGGUCUACGAUGCGACCGUCAUCCAGCGUGUGAACCUCCGGAAACAGGAAGCGGAAGAAAAUGCAUGGCAAUCGCGACCUGGCGGAAACUACAACCCGCCCUCGAGAUCGUCGGAAGACACGAAACCCGCGCGAUGGUUUGAGAUGAUUCGCUCGGUGGUUUCCGCGCCGCGGUUCCGCCGCUACGUGCUUAUAUACGUUGGGUUGUUUUUAGUGGGUUGGGUUAGCUGGCGGGUGCUGCUUUAUCCGCGCAUUCAAGAGCGAAGCUCGUUACUACAAUCGCUUGAUUCGAAAACGAAGAUCCAGGCGGGUGGCUGGUUCGGGUCGAACGUCAUGCCCCAGUUCGACGACAUAGUUCAGAUUCGCACAUUGGAUCCGGCGCUCGUGCCUUCGCGGUCGGCAGAUGUUGAAGCAGAGUCGUCACGUCGGAAACGGUUGAUCUUUGUGGGUGAUGUUCAUGGCUGCAAAGCAGAGUUGGAAUCUCUGCUCAAAAAGGUUUCCUUCAAGCCCAACAGUGGAGAUCACCUCAUCUUCACUGGUGACCUCAUUAACAAAGGACCAGAUAGUACAGGAGUGGUAGAUCUUGCCCGUGCAUACUCGGCCUCUUGCGUGCGUGGAAACCACGAGGAUCGAAUUCUGCUUAUCCGACAGGAGCUAGUUAAGAGUGAUACUCUGGUUACCCCUGAUGAUGACGAAGAGUCAAGUCUAUCAUCCCGAGAAGCCCGUGAGCGUGCCCUCGCUCGUUCGCUCAACGAUGAGCAAGCAGCGUGGCUGAGUAGCUGCCCGAUCAUCUUGGAUGUUGGCUCUGUCCCAGGCAUGGGACCUCUAGUUGUCGUCCAUGCGGGCUUAGUACCGGGUGUCGAACUUGAGAAGCAAGAUCCGUCCAGUGUGAUGACCAUGCGGACCAUUGAUUUGGAUACGCAUUUGCCUAGCCCGAAGAAAAAGGGCAUGAAUUGGGCCAAGAUGUUCGAUAAGCAUCAAUCUCUAUUAUACUCAACUCUUGAGUCUUCAACUGAAGACCCCCUCUCGGGCACCAUGACUGUCGUAUACGGGCAUGAUGCCUCUUCUUCCCUAUCUAUUCGCACUUUCACCAAGGGUCUUGACUCUGGGUGCUUGAAGGGGGGCAAGCUCACGGCGUUAGUCGUUGAAGAUGGCGGGAAACAGAAUAUUGUACAGGUGAAGUGUAAAAACCACCUCAAAGACUAG